Molecule: messenger RNA, 2561 nt
Organism: Puntigrus tetrazona (Sumatra barb)
Lineage: Eukaryota; Metazoa; Chordata; Actinopteri; Cypriniformes; Cyprinidae
Gene: ccdc28a
Product: coiled-coil domain containing 28A
Exons: 6
Coding region: 1322-1954 (210 amino acids)
Source: RefSeq, a predicted model, not a curated record
UCAAAGUUUACACGCCGUUCACACCCACACAAGCGAAGGUGCCCACAGGGGGGGAAAAAGUCUUCCCGUGAAAUAUGAGAGGAAAUACCAUCGUCAUUACUCAGCCUCAUGCUGCUCGAAUGAUCUUUUAAAUGCUAGACCGAAAGUCUUUCGUGACACGGGGCUGAGUACAUGACAGAAUUGCGGGUGAGAAAGUCAAAAUGUAUGCUGAAAACAAAGCCAUUGAGCGUGAAAGGUUAUCAGCUGUCGAAUGCGUUUUAAAAUUAAUGACAGGUUCGAUAAAGUGCGUUCCACCUCAGAAAACACCGAAAGGUCAUGAACAGCACGGACAAGGCUUUUGAUCGGCGCUGACAGUACAUCCUUAAACAAAAACCGAAAAUGCGCAUGUCUGUGCUGUUUAAAACACUGUACACAAUGGUGCGGGAUGGGUGUGAGAGAGAUAAAAGAAGUGUGAUGUUUCUAUCGAGCUUUUGUGGACGACGUGUUCGACGUAAGAUACGGGCCACUUUGGCGUACAUCAAAUUGCCGAGAACCCUAAAAAGCGGAAAUACUCCUAAAACAAUAACCAAUAAACAGAUACUGAGGACACUCCAGUCAAUUAUCGACUAGCAUAUAACCCUCACAGCGUAAAUCUCACAUGCGCUGAUGUGGUAAAACUGGCAUAACGACUAAUAAAGUGCUUAUGAGUGUGUAAUAGGCCUGUCUGCACAAAGGAAACGACCUCCUGCAUCUUUUCCUUUAUUUUUGCAGCCUUUUCCUGUUUCAAAAGGUAGACGCAAACGCUCGAUAACAAAAUAAACACUUCAAUUACAAUUGUGUUGUUUCUCCAGCACAAAACGACUAAGGAUGCAAUGAAUGCAAUGACUAAGCAAAUCCUGCCUUACACUAGCUUUUGCAAAAGUUGAACAAAUGACAGAGUUUACAUUUUUGAGGGAGAAACUAUCCAUUUGAACGGGCUUAACUUAAACCUCCAGGUUUCUCAAGAGUGUUUUAAGGGGGUCGACGACACGUUACUGACACCACUGAACAGAGACGCCUUUUCAAGAAAUAAGUAUUUCCAGCUUGUCAACAAAAACCGGUUCCUCGAGGUAAAGGAAUAACGUCAUGUCUCUCACACUAUUUCCACUGUAUUCAGUCAGACUAUAAACAGCAAUAUCUGGACCCGCGUUAUGUUCAAAUGGGAUUCAACUACAGCAUGACUCCUCUCUCUCUCUAUAUAUAUAUAAAAGAACUGACAAAUCCUCCAAAGCAACAUUCAGGAAACCAUACAUGUUUCUUAAGACAACCCGAUCUUAUCUGAGUGUAUACACCAAUAGCAGUGAUGUUUAAUACCGCUGAUUACAAGAUGCACGGUUUACACCCAACGCCAGAAGGACAGAGCGCACUUUUUCCAGGUAAUUCGGAUGACACAAUGGAAGAAAAAAAUAAGAAACGUAAGAGCCCCAAACCAUCUUCCAACCAGCCUCCUCCCUCGAUCACCGCACGAAAAACCACAUCCGGCGGCAGAUCGCUCGGUGUUGGCGGUACACACUCCAGCCAGAGAACAAAGUAUCGCAGGGGAGUGCGAGACAAGCCAAGGCCUCAGAGUCAGUCGGGGAAGAGCAACCAGUCUGCCCACAUCCAGCACUCGUUUCUCACGGACGUGUCUGAUGUUCAGGAGAUGGAGAAGGGGCUGCUCGGCCUUCUUAACGACUUCCACUCUGGAAAACUGCAAGCUUUCGGCAACGAGUGCUCUAUUGAUCAGAUGGAGCAUGUGAGAGAAAUGCAGGAAACGCUGGCACGUCUGCAGUUCGAUCUGUAUGGAGAAGUGGAUGAGCUGCCAGAAGACCAGAGGAAGUCCGCUUACGACACCAACAUGGAUAAACUGUUAUUAAAUCUGGAAGAGUUGAGCUCCUCAAUACAAAAGCUCAACCUUGCUGACAGUCAAGAUGUCCCCAGAACAUCUAGCAUAUGAACGGCGAAAGCUCGACCAUGGAGAAUACAGUGUGCAUAUUUAGCACAGAAACGCUGUGGAGAAACAGCAGUAUUACAGGCGUAACAGUGACACUGGAUCUUAAACUUGUAGAAUUGGUCCGCUUGGCUUGUUUGCACUCUAUAGUUUUAUAGAUAUGAUAUCAAAGAACAAAUCCAAACAGUUGUGAUGGAAACACUCACUUGUCCUUCUCAUCACCCGUUACGAGAAAUAUAUGUUCAUGAGGUAAUGUUCGAUAACGUUGUGGUUUCUAAUCUUAUGCUUAAAUGUUGCCUUGGAGUUGUACAAUAGCAGCACCUUCGCAUUUUCACUAAUUCACUUUAACAAGGAACCGAUGGGCUCCGUCUGUAUUUAUGCCCUGUCUCAAGGGAAUGAACGAAAGAAAAUGGCAGAUUAUUUUCAUCGAGACGUCAGUUUCUCGAGACUGCAGAAUGAAAGUAAAAUUGUAUUGUAUAUUUUUGGUUAUAGUCCUAUUUACAUAUUUUAUUUUGAAUUGAAAUGUUGGAAAUGUAAAGCGUAACAUAGGCUACUGGCUGAUUGUUGAUUUUUAUUCAUUUUUCUGUCAAUAAAAUUCAAUUGUAUUACCCCA